Molecule: messenger RNA, 2280 nt
Organism: Homo sapiens (human)
Lineage: Eukaryota; Metazoa; Chordata; Mammalia; Primates; Hominidae
Gene: APBA3
Product: amyloid beta precursor protein binding family A member 3
Exons: 10
Coding region: 195-2147 (650 amino acids)
Cellular component (GO): perinuclear region of cytoplasm
Source: RefSeq, a predicted model, not a curated record
AAUGGGCCAGGGCUCUGCGCGGAUAGAGGAGCGGGCGCCGGGACCGGGAAUCCCCGAGCUGCGCCUUCUGGGGACGCGGCCCGGGCUACGUCGGGGCCGUCCGUGGGGAGCGGGGUCCUGGAGGCUGCGCGGGGCUGAGGCGGCCUCGAUUUGGGAACUGCCUGAAGAUGCCGGCCUAAGCCUGGAGUCCAGGCAUGGACUUCCCCACAAUUUCCCGAUCCCCUUCGGGGCCUCCAGCCAUGGACUUGGAGGGGCCCAGGGACAUUCUUGUGCCUUCGGAGGACCUCACCCCUGACAGCCAGUGGGACCCUAUGCCAGGAGGCCCCGGCAGCCUCAGUCGGAUGGAACUUGAUGAGUCAAGCCUUCAGGAGCUGGUGCAGCAGUUUGAAGCUCUGCCAGGCGAUCUGGUGGGCCCAUCCCCAGGUGGAGCCCCCUGUCCCCUACACAUUGCCACAGGCCAUGGCCUGGCCUCCCAGGAGAUUGCUGAUGCCCACGGGCUCCUGUCUGCCGAAGCUGGCCGGGAUGACCUGCUGGGCCUCUUGCACUGCGAGGAAUGCCCGCCUUCCCAGACUGGUCCUGAAGAGCCUCUAGAGCCUGCCCCCCGACUGUUGCAGCCCCCUGAGGACCCAGAUGAGGAUUCUGACUCCCCAGAAUGGGUGGAGGGGGCCUCUGCUGAGCAGGAGGGCAGCAGGAGCUCAAGCAGUUCCCCGGAACCCUGGCUGGAGACGGUGCCUCUAGUCACACCUGAAGAGCCACCCGCUGGUGCCCAGAGCCCCGAGACCCUGGCUUCCUACCCUGCCCCCCAGGAGGUGCCUGGUCCCUGUGACCAUGAAGACCUCCUGGACGGUGUCAUAUUUGGGGCCAGGUACCUGGGGUCCACCCAGCUGGUGUCGGAACGGAACCCGCCCACCAGCACGCGCAUGGCCCAGGCCCGGGAGGCCAUGGACCGCGUCAAGGCCCCCGAUGGGGAGACCCAGCCCAUGACGGAGGUGGACCUGUUCGUCUCCACCAAGAGGAUCAAGGUCUUGACAGCGGACUCCCAGGAGGCCAUGAUGGACCACGCCCUGCAUACCAUCUCCUACACAGCCGACAUCGGCUGCGUGCUGGUGCUGAUGGCGCGGCGGCGGCUGGCACGGAGGCCGGCACCCCAGGACCACGGCCGCCGCCUCUACAAGAUGCUCUGCCACGUAUUCUACGCGGAGGACGCCCAGCUCAUCGCCCAGGCCAUUGGCCAGGCCUUCGCCGCCGCCUACAGCCAGUUCCUACGGGAAAGCGGUAUUGACCCCAGCCAGGUGGGCGUGCACCCGAGCCCAGGCGCCUGCCACCUCCAUAAUGGGGACCUGGACCACUUCUCCAACAGUGACAACUGCCGGGAGGUGCACCUCGAGAAGCGGCGAGGGGAGGGCCUGGGCGUGGCCCUGGUGGAGUCGGGCUGGGGCUCCCUGCUGCCCACAGCCGUCAUCGCCAACCUGCUGCACGGGGGGCCUGCUGAGCGCUCGGGGGCCCUCAGCAUCGGGGACCGCCUGACCGCCAUCAACGGGACCAGCCUGGUGGGGCUGCCCCUGGCUGCGUGCCAGGCCGCUGUCCGCGAGACGAAGUCGCAGACGUCGGUGACACUCAGCAUCGUCCACUGCCCUCCCGUCACCACCGCCAUCAUCCACCGGCCCCACGCCCGCGAGCAGCUGGGCUUCUGCGUGGAGGACGGCAUCGUGAGGCCCCGGCCCCUGGCCCCGGGGUGGGGGGGUAGGGCGGCCCUGAGCACGGCCCCUGAGCAGCCCCCACCUCUUUCCCGUCCCCCUCUUUUCUCCCCCAGAUCUGCAGCCUCCUCCGUGGUGGCAUCGCCGAGCGUGGGGGCAUCCGCGUCGGCCACCGCAUCAUUGAGAUCAAUGGGCAGAGUGUGGUGGCCACGCCACACGCCCGCAUCAUCGAGCUGCUCACCGAGGCCUAUGGCGAGGUGCAUAUCAAGACGAUGCCAGCUGCCACAUAUCGCCUCCUUACAGGCCAGGAGCAGCCCGUGUACCUGUGACCACCUCAUCCCUUGCCUGCCACUGUGCCUUCGCCUCCAUGGCCCCGGAGCCCCAUCCUGGGCCUGCCCUGGCUGGCCAGGACCCCAGCGGUUCUUGGUCCUGUAUGAUUUCCUAAUAUAAAAACAGUAAAAGCUUAUGCAUUUGGCAAAGUCUCGGAUCAGGGUCUACGGGACCGAGGACCUUGUCCUUCCUGGAAGCCACUAGAAGCCGGUGCUGUGAAAAUACUCUGUUUAUUAAAGACCAGGCGGAGGGA